Monopterus albus (swamp eel) is the source of this 1992-nucleotide messenger RNA. RefSeq names its product zinc finger, RAN-binding domain containing 2 (gene zranb2). The coding region runs from base 197 to 1162 and encodes 321 amino acids. The record is from RefSeq and is a predicted model, not a curated record. The transcript has 10 exons. Gene Ontology annotation, molecular function: lipopolysaccharide binding; RNA binding. Gene Ontology annotation, biological process: RNA processing. Lineage: Eukaryota; Metazoa; Chordata; Actinopteri; Synbranchiformes; Synbranchidae.
AUUUCACCGUGUAGAGAAUUUGUAAGCGUGUGUCACAAUUCCAAAUAGCGAGCAGAAAAAGUUGAGCCUAAAGAGCUACAAAAAGUACCCGAAGGCAGCAGCAAGAGGUGGCGCGGACUCGGAGCUAGGUUCUGCUGCUGCAUGAAUACAGUGAAGAAUUGUACUAGCAAGACAGGCGGUGUUAACAGGUAUUAAAAUGUCCGGGAAGAGUUUUCGAGUUAGCGAUGGGGACUGGAUUUGUCCCGAUAAAAAGUGUGGAAACGUGAAUUUUGCUAGAAGAACUAGUUGUAACAGAUGUGGCAGGGAGAAGACCACAGAGGCAAAGAUGAUGAAAGCUGGAGGAACAGAGAUUGGGAAAACGCUGGCUGAGAAGAGCAGAGGUCUCUUCAGUGCAAACGACUGGCAGUGCAAAACAUGCGGCAAUGUGAAUUGGGCCAGACGGUCAGAGUGCAACAUGUGUAACACACCGAAAUAUGCCAAGCUUGAAGAAAGAACAGGUUAUGGUGGAGGUUUCAAUGAAAGGGAGAAUGUGGAAUACAUUGAACGGGAGGAAUCUGAUGGUGAAUAUGAUGAAUUUGGCAGGAAAAAGAAGAAGUUUCGUGGGAAGAACAGCGGCACAUCGUCCCCAAAAGAAAGUGAAAAGAAAGAAGUAGUAAAAGAGGAGGAGGAAGAAGAAGAAGAAGAAGAAGAAGAAGAAGAAGAAGAUGGUGACCUUUCCAAGUACAAACUGGAUGAUGAUGAGGAUGACGAUGAAGAUGGAGACCUGUCAAAAUAUGACCUGAACGCCAGUGAUGAUGAGGACAAACCAGCCAAGAAAAAGGGUAGCCGCUCGGGAUCAUCACGUUCCCGCUCAUCCUCACGCUCUUCCAGCUCCAGUUCACGGUCGAGGUCCAGGUCCCGCUCUAGAAGCUCAUCCAGUUCCAGAUCUGGAUCUCGCUCCAGGUCCCACUCCAGAUCCAGCUCCAGGUCUGGAAAGGGCUCCUCUCCCCGGAAGAGGUCCCACUCUCCUUCCUCCUCACCUGAGAGGAGUCAGAAGCGCAGUCGCUCCAGGUCCUCAUCUGGAGGGAGAAAACGGAGGCGUACUAGAUCACGUUCGUCCGAAAGGGGCCGUGACCAGUCCUCUGGAUCCUCCCAUUCUGGCUCCAGUUCAAAAAAGGAAUAACUUUAUUACAGCCUUUAAAACAAGAUAAGGAACGUUAGUACAAGUGCAUGUUGUGUUGCAAGGAAAACAACCCCAUCCGUUCAGUAUGUUCAUUUUUAUUGAGCCUCCAGUCUUAUUUCCUUUUAAAAAAGAAAGUGCAACAUUACUUCUCUCUGUCAUUACAUUAAUAUCAUUACACGCUCCUGAUUUUAAAAACCACAAGCAUACUAAUCUGUGACAAGUGUCUUAACUAUAGGUGUCCAAUAAGCAUAAAUGUGUGGUCCUAUAAAAAAUAAACUGUGAAGAGGCAGUAUCCCAUCAAAACCCAUUUUGCAUAAUGUCUUCAUGGCAAUACCAUUUACUCAGCUCACUUGUGGAAAAAUUGAAGUAAAUUUUCCUGAUUAUUUUUGUACCUAGGAAAGCUCUUAGGUUGUGGUUUAAAAAGAGUCUUCUUUCUUAAAUAAAUACAUUUGUUUUAAGUAAAAGGUACCAGUUUAGUAAAACCUGAAAGUAGCAAUGGAUUUUGGCCCAUUUUAUUUUAUAAGUGUUAUUUGUGUUGGUUUUUCAAGGUAAGUAUUUUACUUUUUGAUAUUAAGUGGCAGAAAAUCAGCAUUCUUUGAUUAUGUUGCAAUUGUUUGUUUGUUUUUCUUCUUUACACAAUUAUGGCCUAAAUUUACCACUCAGUUAUUCCUCAUCACUUGUCUUUUGAAAAAUUGACUCAUUAAAUAAAUGACAGAUAUUUCUGCUCCAUACAAUAGCAAACCUGUCCCAGUUUAUGGUAAUGUGGCAAUGCAGUCUUUUUAGUGGUGAAACUAAAAUGUACACCUGUAAAUAAACUUCUGUGAACAUUG